Messenger RNA from Synchytrium microbalum, 1017 nucleotides. RefSeq lists its product as uncharacterized. NCBI's taxonomy places the organism in Eukaryota, Fungi, Chytridiomycota, Chytridiomycetes, Synchytriales, Synchytriaceae. The transcript has 6 exons. Bases 1 to 1017 code for a protein of 338 amino acids. The record is from RefSeq and is a predicted model, not a curated record. Gene Ontology annotation, molecular function: oxidoreductase activity, acting on the CH-OH group of donors, NAD or NADP as acceptor.
AUGGCUCACGGAGACCUCGUUCUAGUCACUGGAGCCAAUGGUUUCAUUGCAGCUCAUUGUGUCCAACAAUUACUAGAAAAGGGCUACUCUGUCCGCGGAACAGUCCGAAGUGCUGCAAAAGGAACACAUUUGACGAACCUCUUUGCCAAAUACGGAGACAAGUUCUCGGUUGUUGUCGUUGAUGACAUCACCAAGGAUGGAGCAUUUGAUUCGGCUGUGAAGGAUUGUGACUUUAUCCUACACGUCGCAAGUCCUUUCUAUUUGCCCAAGGGAGAUGCCUAUGAGGAAUUGGUUAUACCAGCCACAAAGGGUACCGUCGGUGUCCUGCAAUCUGUAUACAAUGACAAGGACUCGAAAGUCAAACGUGUUGUCGUCACGUCAAGUUUCGCUGCUGUGGUUGAUGUUGUCAACAAGCCUGCUAAUCAUGAGUACACUGAAGCUGAUUGGAAUGAAUCUUCGAAGCCUGAAGAUGCUGGCAUGUUGGGAUACCGUGCUUCAAAAACUCUGGCUGAAAGGGCUGCCUGGAAGUUCGUUGAAGACAACCAACCAAAGUUUGAUAUCGUCACCAUCAACCCACCUCUCGUUAUUGGCGCUCUAAUCCACGAGACCUCAGGCGUGGAACAGCUCAACACUUCAACAAAUAAUGUUUAUAAUAUAUUGAAGGGAAACCCAAUUCCACCAGGUGCUAUUGGAUUCGUUGAUGUCAAAGAUGUGGCCAAAGCACACGUUUUAGCUAUCGAAGUAAAAGAAGCGGGUGGCAAACGCUUCCUAUGCGCCUCUGAUUUCAAAAGCUUUCAAGAAGUCGCUGACAUUUUGAGGAAACUGUAUCCAAAGGAACCAAUCGCCGAAGGAAAGCCAGGCGUAUACGAUGAACACCCAACCAUCAACGCUACUCGCGCAAAAACCGUUCUUGGAAUGACUUUUAUACCGAUUGAAGAGUCGCUCAAGACCACAUGUGACGAGCUCAUUGCUCUACGCGAUGCUAAGAAAUUGAAUGUGUGGGACGCGGCAGUGUAA